GAGGUGGCCCUGCGCCAAGGGGGCUCCCUCGGGGGCUUCCCUCGGACGGGAGCCACCAAAGAGCCUCCUCCAACGGGGCUGGGCGCGCAGAGCGGAGGAGUGAUCAAUGGUGCAGCGGGAAGGCAGGCGAGCGGGCUGCCUUGAGUGCCGCCCUGGUCCCGCCGGCUGCGCAGCCUUCCAUCCCUCCCCCCCCCCUCUCUAUCCUUCCCUCCGCCAAUCAAUUCACUUUUUGCCUCUUGUUUGUUCCGCGGGGAGCGGGAUCGAUUGAUCGCGGGAGGGGGCGUCUCCUCCGCGCUUCCGCUCCCCUCCCCGCCUUCCUGGGCCCCGCCUGCUCCAAUUAGUCUGCCCUGGAGGUGCGGGGGGGGGGCGAACGAGUGAGCGGGCGGCGCGUGGCGUGGCUGCCCAUUGGGCCGGGCACCACUCGCCGGCGACGCGCGAGGAGGAUUCCCCCACCCGGAGCUGCUUGCGUCGCUCCCUCCCUCCUUCCCCCUCCGCCGCUUUCUCCCUCUCUCAACUUUUUCCUUCUCUUCCUUUUCCUUCUUCCGCUUCAGUCUUUGGCAAGGAGCCGUUGAAGGUCCGCCGGAAAGGAAGGAAGGUACGGGGGUAGGUUUUAAGCGGGAGCUCUCCGCCCGUCGGGGGGCACCACCGGGAAAGGGACCCAGCGAGGAAGUGGGUGUCGAGCAAGCCAAGAAAGGGGAGCGUCAAGCCAGAAAAGCCCACGUCGGAGGGAGGGAAGCCCGUCGGUCUCUAUUGCCGCCUUCUUGGGUUGGCAUAGACUUUGCCAGCUUGCGAGCCAUUCAAACAAGUGGCUCCAGCCUCACUCCAGAGAGCGGGCUCUGCCUUCCUCCUCCCGCUCUUUCCUCCCCCUCCUCUUUUUAUUUGAGGAUGAAAUAAUGUUGACAUGCCUUGAAUUAUUAAGUAUCCCCUGGAUUUUAUGAGCACACGAUGCCUAAAUGCUGCCUGUGCCUGGUGGGGUCUUAACCGGGCGAGCGGAGGAGCGGCACACGCAGCGGCACCACCGGGCAGCUCUGGCAGCUGGGCUUGUGCAGAUAAGAAGGCGGCAGAAGCUCCAGGAGGAGAUCACUAGUCUGACAAGAAGAGCCAAGCGGCAGCGGGAGCUCCAGAGAGAGCAGGGCCAGGCUCCUGCCCGGUCCUCCUGCUCCUCCUGCUCCUCUUCUGCUGGGCUUCCUGACUGAGGGGCGUCCUGCAGCAUCAGGCGGAGAGCGGCCGGUGCCGGGCACCCCAGGCUCCCGCUGCCUCCCCUCGCUGGGGGGGUAGCGUGCUGCCUGGUGCCUCGGCACAAAUGCCGAUUGAGAUUGUCUGCAAAAUCAAAUUUGCAGAGGAGGAUGAGAAGCAGGCGGCGAAAGAGGAAGGGGACAAGGAGAGCUUGCUAGAAGAGCCUCGACGGCCACACCGCCGGGACCUGGCCGCCUUCGCCGGGGCCAGCACCCUGCACGGCUUCGGCCACAUUUGCCGCUCGGGGCGACUGGGGGUCCGGCAGGCCCUCUGGGCCCUGGCCUUUGCGGCCUCCCUGGCCUUCUUCCUGUACCAAGCGGCCCGGUCGGCACUCUUCUACCUGGAGCACCCCCACGUCACCACCCUGGACGAGGAAGCCACCCAAAGGAUGGUCUUCCCGGCCGUCACCAUCUGCAACAUCAAUCGCUUCCGUCACUCGGCUCUUACUGACGCCGACAUUUUCCACCUGGCCAACAUGACUGGGUUGCCCCCCAAGGACCGAGAUGGACACAGGGCCUCAGACCUGCUCUAUCCAGACCCAGACAUGGCUGACAUUGUCAACCGCACUGGGCACCAGCUUGAUGACAUGCUCAAGAAUUGCAGCUUCAGUGGAGAGAACUGCUCAGCAGAGAACUUCACAGUGGUCUACACACGCUAUGGGAAAUGCUACACAUUCAACGGGAACCGAAACAAACCACGGGUGACUCGCCAGAGUGGGAUGGGCAAUGGGCUGGAAAUCAUGUUGGACAUUCAGCAGGAGGAGUAUCUGCCCAUCUGGAGAGAGACCAAUGAGACAUCAUUUGAAGCUGGAAUUCGGGUACAGAUCCACAGCCAAGAUGAGCCACCCUAUAUCCACCAGUUGGGGUUUGGAGUCUCUCCUGGUUUUCAGACUUUUGUCUCCUGCCAGGAACAACGGUUGACGUACCUGCCCCAGCCAUGGGGGAGCUGCCGGGCCAGUGUGAAGGGGGAACAGGUCCUGCCUGGCUAUGAGAGCUACAGCAUAGCUGCUUGCAGACUGCAGUGCGAGAAGGAGGCCGUGGUGCGUAACUGCCAGUGCCGCAUGGUACACAUGCCAGGUAAUGAGACCAUCUGCUCACCCAAUGUCUACAUCGAAUGUGCUGACCACACACUAGAUACAGCUGUGGAAGAUUCCCAGGACCGCUGUGUCUGUCCGACACCGUGCAACAUGACACGUUACGGCAAGGAGAUCUCCAUGGUGCGCAUUCCCAACAAGGGAUCAGCCCGAUACUUGGCUCGCAAGUACAACCGCAACGAGACCUACAUUCGGGACAAUUUCUUGGUGCUGGACAUCUUUUUUGAGGCACUGAACUAUGAAUCGAUUGAGCAGAAGAAGGCAUACAACUUGGCUGGCCUUCUGGGGGACAUCGGAGGUCAAAUGGGCCUCUUCAUCGGAGCCAGUGUUCUCACUGUCUUGGAAAUCCUUGAUUACAUCUAUGAAGUGAUCCGUGACAAAGUGGCCCAUGGCCUACGGCGUUCUAAGCCUGCUCUAAAGAAGCCUUCAGGCAGUAUUGCCACUUUGGGACUGGAGGAGAUCAAAGAGCAGAGUCCCUGUGAUACCCUUGGACGUCAUGCUGAGGGCACCUACCCCACAGGUCUCCUGCCGAACCACCACCAUCGCCACCACUACUCAGCCCAAGGGGUCUUCGAAGACUUUGCUUGCUAGUCCGGCCUGUGUCACCGCUCCCUCUUUCCCCCUUCCUCCCAAAAUGAAGGCAGUGCUUCUGGAGCAGCCUCGGACACAGCAAUUCCCACCCUUUGCCAGGAGCUCUUCCAAGUCCAAAAGCCAGACCAAGCAAUUUCUUCCCACCUCGCAAGACUCCCCCAACUCCCAAAGCAUUUAUGCUUUUUAGCCCUCUUGCUCCUGUAACCCCUUGUAUCCUGUCCAGUUGGUACCCUCCUCCCUAAGGUCCAGACCCCAACCCACCUAUACUGAAGCACAGAAAAAGAGCACCCAAUGCCAAGCCCAGGGGGACACAGGGGGCUUCAAGAAGCUCCACUGGCAGGAAGCAGACUUCCCCCCCACCUCCCGGGGAGAUCUGUCCUCCAAGUCGAAGGGAGGAAGGGAAAUGGGGAAACAGAGCAAGCCGGGUGGCAAAGGGGCAGUCUCAGGAGAGGCUCUAGCCCAAUACAGUAGCACCAACCAGCCAUCUGCUGACAAGCCAACAUGGCAGUGUCUGCCAUGAAUUUCCUACAGUGAUGGUAAUCUUCCCUCCAACAUCACUCACUUUGUACAGUCCUCUCCAGCAUUACUAUUCCUCAUAUCAAAAUCACACACACAUGGGGGUGUUUAGGAGCAGAAAGCAGGUUGUGAGUCCUGUUCACUCCUGUUGAGCAGCACCAUAUACCCUGUUGUUGCUGCCCACAUAGAGACUGUGCCCAUAAGAAGGCAUGAAUCUUCAACUCCUGUUCAUGUGAGGAAAAAUCAGGAUGUGCCCCUUUACUGCAUGGGCCUUGGCCCAUCCCCUUACCCAUCCCACCACAUUUAUUCCCUCACAGAACUGUAUAUUUGUACAUAACCAUUGGGAGCCUGUGGUUUUUAGCCAGACAUUCAGAUCAUUGACACAGCUGCCCUCUGCUGGUUUCACUGCUGGUAUGGCUGGAUACUGAUACAGACAUCCAAACUCAGGUUUCCUCCCAACGCCAAGGCCAGAGCCAGAGCCCGCAGAAGGCUGCUGUCAUCACCAAAGCCCAAAUUUCCCCAUAGCACUCUCUUCUCAGACCCACAGCCUUGCCUCUUCCUCCCAUCGUCCAUACAUUACUCUCUCCCUCCAGCAGUAUUCAAGGUCUAAGCCAAAAAUAGCCACUCCAUCCCCCAGGAGAACAGAGUAGGAAGUUCCAAAGUCCCUUUGGGUCCCACACCAAGGCUGAGGGGACAACAGUACUCUCACAUUCCCCCAUGACUCAGGCCUUUAGAUGGAAGCACUUUGUAGCAGAACAGUUCAGUGCAUGUAGGUUGACGAAUCCUCAAGUGGGGGGAUCUGCUCUCAGCACUUGUUAAAAGGACCCUGUGUAAGUGCAAGAGGAAAAAGCCAACCAAACCAUAUUAUGCUGUCUUGGGGGGGAAAGGGAGUUCCUCAAAAUGCCAGCAGUAGCCCUUAGCAUCCAUGUAGCAAACCAGUAAGGCCCCUCUGGCUUCCAUGGCCAAAAUGUGUCAAGAACCUCAUGGUGCUGUGCCCCACACUUUGGGCAGGGUGCUGUAUUAGGUGUGGGUGGAUAUGCAUUUCAAGAGAAAGGUGAUACUUGUGGGAAUCGCAGUUACAAAUGCCCCCUCCCUCCCCUAGUGGCAGCUACCAACCCUUGUCACAGAGAUUGACAUAAAUACUAUCUUUUGAGGGAGCAAGGAUGUUGGUGCCUACACUCCUGCUUGAAGUGUGUGCCAGCCCAAGGGGUGGGGUGCAGCCCUGCAGGCUGCGUGGGGCUCUGACAGGGACCCAGCCAGGGCUGUUUCCAGGAGGGGCCCAUCCAUCUCAUUAAUUUACUGAGCGCGAGUCGCUGUUUUACAAAUGUACAAGUUUUAUCCCAAUAAAGAGGCACAAAUAGAACUCCA
Anolis carolinensis (green anole) is the source of this 4804-nucleotide messenger RNA. It is a transcript of the gene asic4, whose product is annotated as acid sensing ion channel subunit family member 4. NCBI's taxonomy places the organism in Eukaryota, Metazoa, Chordata, Lepidosauria, Squamata, Anolidae. The record is from RefSeq and is a predicted model, not a curated record. Gene Ontology annotation, biological process: sodium ion transmembrane transport. The coding region runs from base 1304 to 2920 and encodes 538 amino acids. Gene Ontology annotation, cellular component: plasma membrane. Gene Ontology annotation, molecular function: ligand-gated sodium channel activity. The transcript is spliced from 10 exons.